GGUUCACAUGAAGUGAUUGCCUCGUGGAUCAGAUGAACAAAUGGGCAAAACUCGCAGAAAGAGUGUUAAGAGUGAAGACGAACAGGAGGAGGGCACGAGUGGUCAGUAUUGGGCGACCGGAGUGUUGGACUGGCGGGUCGAUGAGUCCGGAGUCAUGUUAUAUCUGCUGCGAUGGUAUGGCUAUACGGAUGACCAGAACACAUGGGAAGUGCAGGAACACCUGUCAGGAUGCGAUCAACUCCUCGUCGACUUCCACUUGAAUCAAGUCAAUGGAAGACACCCUCCGAAGGGCUCGUUCGAGGAAUUCAAGAAACUUCUCAAAUAUUUGUCACAACUCUUCGACGACAACGAUUUGGCGGUUCUUAAGAGGUUCGCGAAGAAGCCAAUCGAUUGCUUCAAAAUCAGAGACAAUGUUGUGUUGAAAGAGAUCUGGAAAGCGAUGAGAACUCAAAUCGAUAUCCUCUAUGAACGCGAGAAAUGUCUUAAGAAUAGAUCAAAGACAGAGCUACGGAAGUGUCAGAACGCUGUGGCCAUUGUGGCCACGAAUCUGAAUAUAAACGCCAAUUUUGAAUCCGUUCCGCACUUCUUUGACUUUGUGGACAAACGAAGAGUUUUCACUAAAGAACUCGAGAAUUGGGAAAACACUCAAAACCAAGUGAUUGUGAGUGAGAGUGACGGUCGACCCAUUCGAGUGGUCAAUGAUGUAGACCUCGAGAUGCCGGGUCUGAAGGGAUACAUCACUGAAUAUAUUCUUGACGUCCAGUUCGGGCAAAACAUACGGUUUGAAAAGGAGGAGCCAUUAGUGGGCUGUGAGUGCACCGACUGUUACGACUCGCGAGAUGAGUGCUGUACUGCAGUGGUUGGCUAUCCUAUGGUUUACACAAAUAAAGGAGUUCUCAACAAAGCCUAUAAUACUCUUAUAUAUGAAUGCAAUGACAAAUGCAAGUGCAGUGACAGCUGUCCCAACCGACAGGUCCAAAGGGGCCGA
Messenger RNA from Oppiella nova, 988 nucleotides. The record is from the annotation of a GenBank genome assembly. NCBI's taxonomy places the organism in Eukaryota, Metazoa, Arthropoda, Arachnida, Sarcoptiformes, Oppiidae.